AUGACGCAAACAAACGACACAAAAGAUGAAACAGCCACGUUCGCCGCCGGUUGCUUUUGGGGAAUUGAACAUCUGUACCGAAAGCAUUUCGGAAAUGAAAAUGGAUUGAAAGAUGCACGAGUUGGAUACACCGGCGGUGAGACAGUGGACCCAACAUACGAAGGAGUCUGUACUGGCACCACUGGACAUGCCGAGGCCUUGAAAGUGAUUUUUGAUCCGGCCAUUGUCUCAUACCGAUCGCUUGUAGAAUUCUUCUAUCGAAUCCACGAUGCUACCUCGCUCAACAAACAGGGUCGCAAUGAAGGAACAAAUUACCGCUCUGCCAUAUUCUACCACAACGAUACGCAACGAGAGAUAGCACAAGAAGUGAUGGACAAGGUUAACAAGCAAUGGUUCAAGGAUACUGUUCAUACCUUGAUUGUAGAGGCUGGGCCUUGGUGGGAUGCGGAAGAGUAUCAUCAGCUCUAUUUGGAGAAAGUUCCGGAUGGGUAUCACUGUGAGGCUCAUUUCCUCCGAUCCUUCCCGGAGCUCAAGUGA
Molecule: messenger RNA, 537 nt
Organism: Penicillium lagena
Lineage: Eukaryota; Fungi; Ascomycota; Eurotiomycetes; Eurotiales; Aspergillaceae
Product: peptide-methionine (S)-S-oxide reductase MsrA
Exons: 2
Coding region: 1-537 (178 amino acids)
Molecular function (GO): peptide-methionine (S)-S-oxide reductase activity
Source: RefSeq, a predicted model, not a curated record